AUGAAGAAGAGGCGAAAGCGAACAACCUCCCCCGUCGCCAUUGCCGGUGAGGACCGAAUCUCAGCUUCGCCGGACGAAGUCCUCCACUGCAUCCUCCGCCGCUUAGAAUCCCACCGGCAAUCCGCACAGACCACCGCAAUCUCCAGCCGCUGGCGAAACCUCUGGCGCUCGUACCCAGUCGUGGAGGUGGACGCCGACUGGCAGACGAAGAACAGCUCCAUCCGGGCAAACAAGUACCUCGAGAAUUUCUGCGCUACCGCGAUCAAUAAGUUCUUCCAACACAAGGAAUUCUUCCGGAUCGAAACCCUCAAGGUCUCGAUUAGACUCGACGCCAGCGUCGGCAGCCGCUCCCCUAUUCUCCAACGGCUGCUGGAUCUGGCGUGGCAGAGGAAAGUCCAAGAGUUCGCCGUCAAGUUUGAGUGUGCGGACCUUCUCUCUUUGUUUUAUAGUUCUUCCCUUUUUAGAAAUCGAUCCGCCGCUAAAGCCGCACCCAUCAAUCCAUCGAUCAAUCUCCGACGGAAUAUGCUCUGGUGCAGCUACUGUCUCAGACUCUGCUCAACAAUGCGCCAAGGCGAUUUCAUGUAA
Linum tenue is the source of this 585-nucleotide messenger RNA. Lineage: Eukaryota; Viridiplantae; Streptophyta; Magnoliopsida; Malpighiales; Linaceae. The record is from the annotation of a GenBank genome assembly.